Tachysurus fulvidraco (yellow catfish) is the source of this 3584-nucleotide messenger RNA. It is a transcript of the gene tmppe, whose product is annotated as transmembrane protein with metallophosphoesterase domain. The transcript is spliced from 5 exons. NCBI's taxonomy places the organism in Eukaryota, Metazoa, Chordata, Actinopteri, Siluriformes, Bagridae. The coding region runs from base 1205 to 2551 and encodes 448 amino acids. The record is from RefSeq and is a predicted model, not a curated record. Gene Ontology annotation, molecular function: hydrolase activity.
AUUCAGUAAAUUAAUUAGUAUCCUUCCUUAUAAAAACAGCACAAAAUUUAUUCUCCUCUCUUUGCUUUUCUAAUCAGCUCUACUCUUUUGUGAAGGUUUUCCCACUAGAUGUUGGAUUGUGACUGGAGGUAUUUGUGUUCAUUCUGCUACAAGAGCGUUAGUGAGAUCAGACACUGAUUUCGGGACCGGAUCAUCGCCAUGCUGGGACAGGUUUCGGCCUUUUAGAUCCGUAGAAGACAUAUUAUACUACAAAUAUACUUACUUCGUGCUGCUCCUAGUGUUUAAGAUACUGGACUACCGUUCGGAAGGUGGUGAGUUUGAUUCCCACAUCCACCAGGCUGCUACUGUUGGGCCCCUAGGCAAUGCCCAUAACCCUCAGUUGCUCAGUUGUAUAAAAAUGAGAUAUAAAUGUAAGUUGCUCAGGAUAUAAGGGCAUCUGCUAAAUGCUGUAAAUGUAAAUAUCAGUGUGGUGGUAAGGGGUGCAAAUACUUUUAGACAUAUAGGAUAUCUUGGUACUUGCUUUGUUUAAAUGUUGGACUGUUAUAAGGAAACACAAUUUACAAUCGCUAAAGCAUUAUAUCUAGUUAGAUGAUUAUACAUAACAGAAAUUAUUAUGAGAUGUACCUAACUAAAUUAUUGUUUAAUAUUGUUUAUUAUAGUGAAGAAAUUAUUACUAAAUCAUUUUAGUUAUUAGCCUAGCCAUGGCGAUUCACUCCAGACCGGUAGGUGGCGGUAAUGCAGCGUAGAGCAUCUUUACCGUACGCCGUUUAGUCCGUAAAGAAGAACAAGAAGCCAACAGGAAGAAUAGAGUAGAAAACACGACUUUAUUUGUCACAUCUCAUCACAGUACAGUGAAUAUAUUUCUUCGUAAAUACGGACUUUGGAGGCUGUGUUCAGAGCGCAGGGUCAGCAGCGAUACAGCAGCACUGAAAAAGAAGCAGAAAAACAGUAGCGUUUUAAGGCGACCCUGGAUUAUGCGAUCUAUAUGUCAUGUCCUGGUGAUUACUGUGUGUGUCUAUGACAUGUUUGUCUGCUGUGUCUCGCGACAGCUCAGCGAAAGCGGUGGAUUAUAAAGAUCCUGUUUCCGGAAGUUCUAAAAAAUAGACAAAACAUCACCUUGAAAAGAUAUUAUGAUUUUUAAAAAAAGUAUAGAAUGUUUAUCUUAUGAUUUAUGACGGUUUUUACCGGACACACGUGAGCUUAUAUGUCAGAAACCCGUCCAAAGAUGUUCGGCUUUUCUCGGCUUUCUGCCGAAGGGAAAGUGGGCGUGGCUACAGGGGUCGUGUUCUUCUCCAUGCUCGUAUCCCGAACCGUGCUGUCGGAGCGCGUGGACUUAAGGACGCGCGCGCGCUUGUUUCGGGUGCAGUUUGUGUUGUUAAUCAGCUCUUUGCUGCUUCUCGGCUCCAUCUAUAUUUGGAAGCGCGUGGUGACGCGUCUAUGCGGCGCGAGACCACCGGACACCGCGGCCGCUGCCUGGGCGCACAGAUGUUGGCGCGCGGUGGUGCUGAUGUUCCUCGUGCUCGCACAUUGCAGCUACCUGUGCAUGUUCUACCUGGUGGACACGGAACCGCACUGGCUGUCCAUGCUGUGCUUCAGCUGCCUCGGUGUUUACGUCAUCCUGCUGUUCCUCCUCAUGUUGUUUGGUUUGUCAAGCCGCAUAAUCCAGAUGUUCUCCAAGGGUUCUUCGGUGGUGGUGGUGGUGGUGAGCAGCUCAGCCAGACAAACGGUUCUUGCUUUAGUGAUGACUGCGCUGUUGGCGGUGUACGGGCUGUUAAACGCCGCACAGCCACCACAAUUGGUGGAGGUCGAGGUUCCUCUGGAGAAAUUGCCAGCUUCGAUGGAUGGCCUCAAGGUGGUUCUGCUUUCAGAUAUCCAUUUAGGGCCAACAGUCGGGCACUCACAACUUCAGCGCAUUGUCACCAUGGUCAAUCAGCUAGAACCAGAUGUGGUGGUGAUUGUAGGUGAUUUGACCGACUCUCAGGUGACUCGUUUGAGGACGGCGGCAGAACCGCUGGCUCUCCUCAGACCUCGACUCGGCUCAUACUUUGUAUCAGGGAACCAUGAGUACUACACCGCUGAUGUGGACGGUUGGUUCGAGUUUUUGCGCUCGAAGGGAAUAGAACCUCUACACAACAGCCAUGCUCGUGUGUUCAGACCCGGACAAACGCAGGACUGGUUCUGUCUCGCUGGAAUCGAUGACCUGGAAGCUAGUAUGCUGCGGUAUCCUGGUCACGGGAUGGAUGUUGAGAAAGCUCUGAGUGGUUGCAGCGAAGAUCGUCCGAUCGUCCUCCUGGCUCAUCAACCUCACGCUGCUAAACAAGCACUCCAGCAAAGACCAGAUAUCAACUUAGUGCUGUCAGGUCAUACUCACGCUGGUCAGCUCUUCCCUCUCACUGUUCUGGCGUUCCUGAUGAAUCCGUACUUCUGUGGACUUUACCGCGUCUCGGAAAACACUAUGAUCUACGUUACUCCUGGAACGGUUUAUUACGGCAUUCCAAUGAGAAUCGGCAGCCGCGCAGAGAUCACACAGAUCACGCUGAAAUCACACUGAGUGUACACACACACACACACACAUACACACACACACACUCACACACAUACGUUUGAAUGUAUGCUAGAAAAAGCCACUUUUUUUAGCUAAUUGGUUUAAAGGUUGUUUGUGUCAUAACCCAUAAUAUGAUGAAUAAGAAUAAUUUGUUGUCUCUUAUCAUUGCAUCAUUCACACUCUCUAAUGAGUUCAAUACAUUCACACCUGUGAGCAACAAAGCUACACAGUGCCAUGAUUUCAGUGACAAAACAACACUUUUUCUUAAUUCUAUGCAAAUUAGGUUUGACACGCUAAGGAAGCGUCAAAUACGAUUGAUUCCUCGGACCGAAUCCUAGCGGCUCGGUGGAGGGUUCGAUUCUGAGCUCGGGUUAUUGUCCGCAUUCUCCUGGUGUCUGUGUUUGUGUCAGUUUUCUCCCAGCUCCAAAAACAAUUGUAGGUGGAUUUAUGAAGUUAAACUCCCCAUAUGAAUAAAUGUGUGCGUGAAUUCCCAGCUCACACACAACUUUCCCAGGAUAACCCUGGAUCCUCUGUGGCCUGGACUAGAAUGAAGGGUUUACUGAGAAUAAAUGAAUGACUAGAAAUUUUUAUUUUGUCACAAAUACAUUACAUUCUUCACAUAUCCCACCCUUUGGAGUUUGGGAUCAGAGCACAGGGUCAGCCAUGAUACAGCACCUCUGGAGCAGUGAGAGUUAAGGGCCUUUCUUAAGGGCCCAACAUCGGCAGCCGAUCCUCCGAUCAACAACCCAGAGCCUUAACCACUUGAGCUCGACUACUUGUCUCUUACAUAAAGUCCUUUACUUUAGCUAAAGAAAUGAACAAUAACAUUCUUGUAAUUCAUGUUAGAAUAAAUCCAGACCAUAUGAUUGUCUCCUGUCAGUUACUGAAGCUAUGUUGACUACAAAAAGUGCAUCUGAUAUCACACACAGACCUCAGCUUGAGUCAGGGUUUCUAGAAUAUAGUUCGGAUUAUUUAAUUGCCAUUCAUAUGAUAUAUGUAUUGUUUAUUAUUGCUGUUUAAUUAAAUAACAUUCACGUGA